Messenger RNA from Parasteatoda tepidariorum (common house spider), 1690 nucleotides. Its product is annotated as small ribosomal subunit protein mS27. NCBI's taxonomy places the organism in Eukaryota, Metazoa, Arthropoda, Arachnida, Araneae, Theridiidae. Gene Ontology annotation, molecular function: protein binding. The record is from RefSeq and is a predicted model, not a curated record. Gene Ontology annotation, cellular component: mitochondrion.
UAUUUACUAGAGAUCAUAAUUUGUAGAUGAACCUAAUGUUUCAGAGAAAGAAAAACAGAAAGCUCUCAACUCAACUCUGCUCGCAAUAUUUUGUAAACAAAUAUUGGGAUUGGAGUGAAAAUGUGCUUCAGAGCCGGACAUUAGUUACAUUUUUUUCAAACUCUUUUAAAUUCUAUAUUUGUUCAAUUAUCGAACCAAAAUAAUAGACCAUGAAUAAAAUACAGAGUUCUGGUAUCUUAAAACGAUUAUUGUCUUCUAAUAUUUGUAAACACUGGCUGCUGUCAAGCCGUACAUUUUUAUCAGAGGCUUACUUCUGUGAAGAAACCUGGAAGAAGAGAAUGGACAGUUCUACUUUAAAAGAUAUUAAAUUAGAUCAAUAUUUUGUUGAUACUAAUAAGAAAUUUGGAACAAAGCGCCUUGUUAGUGGAGUUGAUUUAGAUAUUUUUGCAAGCCGCAUUGAUGAUGAAUCUCAUCUUGAUGAAUUAGAACAUUUACUUUACAGGUUUAGAAGGACUAAAAGAGCGACUGAAAUAAGAGAUUCUACUACUUAUGCUGCUGUUCGUAUCUUCUUGAAAUUUAAACAAUAUGAAUCCUUGUUUCGCAUAUUAAAUGAUAGAGAAAGUUAUGGUGUAUUUCCAGAUUUCUAUUCAUACAAUAUGUUGAUGAACACAUUUUUGCGAGAAAAAAUGUUUAAAGAGGCAGCAAAUGUUGCAAUUUUGAUGAUGCUUCAAGAAAACUUUGAAAAUAAACUAAGCUGCUUACUUGGACUACAAUCUUGCCAGAGUUUUCUAGAUAACUGUCCUAUAGAAUUGUUGCAAGAAAAAGAAAUUGAUGAAAUUGAGGAAACAAAAAAAGAUGAAGAUGAUGAUGAAGAAGAAGAAACUCUGUUAAGAGUACCUUUUAUUCGUAAUCCAUGGUUUGAUGAUCAUUUUGACAUAAAAAACCCACAACAUCUUCUUGGGAAAACUUUAUAUCUUAUAGGACGGGAGGUGAACAAUUCUUUAUUAGGACAAUCUUAUCAGCUAUAUGGAUUAGCACUUUAUGAAAAAUGGGAGAAAGUGACUGAUCUUUUGAAACUAUAUUCAGAAUCUGAUGAUAUUGCUCUGUUGAGUGAUGUUAUUGGAAAAGUUAUGCAUCAAAUUGAUGCUAUUCCUGAGGAAAGUAAAACCUUGAAGGAAAAUUUAAGUCAACAGUUUAAUAAAUAUUUCCAAGAGUUGAAGUCUAAAAACAAAAUAAUUGAUGGUUCUCUUUGUGCUGCUCUUGCUGAUGCUUUGAAGGAUAUAUCUAGCCUAGAAAAAGAAGAUAUUGAAGCACAAAAAAGGCUGUUUGUGGAGUGGGAAAAGCAACGGGAACUCGCUCUCAAAAAGCAGAAUCAGGGUAUUGAUAAAGAGGUAAGAUUGAAGGUAAUAGAGGAAAAGAAGGAGUAUUUAUUUUGGAAAGAAAAAUUGCUUUUCUUCUUUGAGAAUGAAGAAAAAAAUUUGGAUGAGCUGAAGAAAGCAUAACAAAUAAUUGAAGCUAUCAAGAAAAAAGAAGAUGUGAAGGACACUUAUUUUCCACCUGAGAUUACCAAGAAGAAACAGCUGAGGAAGACCAAAUAUCAACGUUUAGCCCGAGUGAAGAAAAUCUAGUUAGGAUUUUAUAUUACUUUUUCAUAGAUUGUACAGUUAAAUAAUGACUAUUUUAAAAUCUC